Messenger RNA from Penicillium angulare, 2628 nucleotides. Its product is annotated as PA and RING finger domain protein. The record is from RefSeq and is a predicted model, not a curated record. The coding region runs from base 1 to 2628 and encodes 875 amino acids. NCBI's taxonomy places the organism in Eukaryota, Fungi, Ascomycota, Eurotiomycetes, Eurotiales, Aspergillaceae. The transcript has 2 exons.
AUGCGACCGCCACGCCUCCUUCUGGUUCUCUUCUGCCUAAUCUUCUUUCCCAUUUUCGUCACCUUCUUUUCCGCGCUUUCAUCAUCCAAUGUAGCCAGUCCUGAUACACUCGGCGGCUCGGCGUCCGGAUUACACGCGCUAUUUUCCUUUAAUAUACCAACUUCGCUUUUCCCCCCUUCAGCGAUUAUCAGCUUAACCGAUGACAACUCGACUUUCUUCUUAGCCCGCCCCGCCGCCUUCGGCCCGCUGCUGCCAGGAAAAAGCCUUAGUGGCCAGCUUUGGGUGGGAAGUGGAUUUGGUGCAGGGGGGUUGGCUGUUGGUGUCGAGGGCGAGUUGGGUUGCUCUGAUAUUCCCGGCUGGGGCGAAGGGAGCGGCCACAAUCAGCCCGAAAUCCUCCCCAGGGGCACAGAGCAGAAAACAGGCAAAUCAGGAAGUGGUACAGCAAAAGAGGGGAAUGUGUUACAGAACUCUCGAUCGCCAAUACAACCAGAUACCCGGCAGAAUGAGAAGGGCGAUGCUGCAGUUUCCCACUCAUCGAGCGACGGCACCGACGACCAUCUUCACCAUCCCUUGUCGGAAUCCAGUGCAUCGGAAGUUGGAACAUCCCAAAAGACUGGAGACUACGUUCAAUCCAAACAGUCUAUGCAUGCAGACAUCCAGUCAUUACAAGAAACUGCCGAGAUCCAGGGCAAAGUCGCGUUGCUGAGUCGAGGUGGAUGCGGAUUUCUUGAAAAAGUGAAGUGGGCUCAACGCCGAGGAGCUGUAGCAUUGAUUGUUGGCGAUGACACUCGCGGUGGGAGCUUGGUUACCAUGUACGCCCGAGGCGACACGUCCAACGUUACAAUCCCUGCCCUGUUCACUUCUCAUACAACUGCCCACCUUCUUUCGUCUUUGAUACCAGCCCAUGCCGCCUCAAGUGUUGGAUUAGAUGAGACAAUGAAGUCUCUUGCAGCAAACUUGGCUGGUCAGUUGAAUGCCGAUACUCAAAAGGCGACCACGACCACUGCUGCGGCGGUCAGCUCGACCCCCUCGUUUACAAAAGCCUCUACAAGCAAGGAGCGACCAACCGCUGCCGUGAAGUCCGGCGGUGGCUUUUUCCGUACUCUGGGAUCUAUCUUCGGGAUAUGCAAUAAGUUUGGUGGCUCAAGCAUCGAAGAUAGCCGGCGUCCGCCCAGCAGUGGUAAUAUUGACUGGAUGACCGGGGAUAUAACCGAGGCUCAAGUAGAGCGAACCAAAGGCUCGCUAACAUUUGGUUCACGGGAUCAGGGCAAAUCCAAUGAUGUUCCGGUUGGUAAUAAACCUGGGCUUGUCGCAGACAGCUUUGAGGCCGACAGUUUUGUAAUUGGGGUUCAGGACUGGAGAGAUCCUGAUCUGAUGCCCCCACGAAGCAGUGAUAUACUCACACAUACUACUUAUACGACUGGGAAAGAUGCAUCCAAGACAUUUUCUCCAGAGUUGGAUGCAAUUUCCUCCAAUGCUUUGCAAGGGGGUAGCAUUACACCUGGAAGUGGAGAAUAUCAAAGCAUUGACAGGAGUACCGGAAAGUCCCACGAUGCGCUAAUGAAAGAAUCCGAGAAAGACAUUCAUAAAAACACUCAGAAGUCCGAGUCAUCUGGAAAAAGUUGGUUCUCUAGUCAUUUUGGUUGGGGUGAUGACCCGAAGCCAAAUGUCGAACCUUCUACUUCCCCCUCAGUUCAGACUGUUGUCACCAAUCAGAAGAAUUCUAUUGCAGCACCUUCAAGUCGUCCGGCGACCAUGUUCGCCGAGCAUGAAGGUCUCUGGGUGACCCUGACUCCGACUAGCAUGUCGACAAGCCCAUUUUUCGACACACUUCUGGUUCUUGUGAUCAGCCCGUUGUUGACUCUGACAGUGGUGUAUGCCUUGUUGCUGCUCCGAUCCCGCAUGCGUCGACGCCGCUGGCGCGCUCCGAAGUCCGUUGUAGAACGUCUUCCCGUUCGAACCUACCACACAAUCUCGGCUAGUUCUUCAUCCUCCAGCUCUCCCCGACCUUGCAGCCCCGGGGCGGCCCUGCCGACAUCUCCCCUCCUUAACAGUGAACGUCGACCUAGCACAUCUAGACUAUCCUGCUCGCGUUCUCAAACCAUUGCUGGCGCAAUACCGGAAGAGAAGCACACAAAUAUACAGUCAGGCUCAACUUUAUGGCGAAGCAAGUAUACUGGAAGACAAGUCGAGUGCGUUGUCUGCCUUGAAGAGUACAUUGAUGGGCAGAGUCGAGUGAUGAGUUUACCGUGUGGUCAUGAAUUCCACGCAGAAUGCAUCACUCCAUGGCUUACUACUCGUCGACGAACCUGCCCUAUAUGCAAGGGCGACGUCGUUCGCUCGAUGGCACAUUCGCAGGGCGAGGAUAAUUAUAACCAGAAUGAACAAAGUGAUGCCCUUGGCAAUACAGAAGUAGCGUCUUCAGAAGAUGCAUCGUCUGCACCUCUUCUCAUUGCAGGCAUCAACGAUGAUUCUUCUGAUAUUGAGAAUCACCCCGGCCCUCUUGAUGGUCGCUCAACCUCUGCACCCGCACGUCAGUCAAGCUGGAGAAAUUUAGCUUCGCUCAGCCUCUCUGCCCUUAGCGGUGAUACGAUCUGGCACCAAGCACGUGCUGAUCGGAACCGUUGA